Pogonomyrmex barbatus (red harvester ant) is the source of this 2961-nucleotide messenger RNA. RefSeq names its product SERTA domain-containing protein 2 taranis (gene tara). The record is from RefSeq and is a predicted model, not a curated record. Gene Ontology annotation, cellular component: nucleus. Gene Ontology annotation, molecular function: transcription regulator activity. NCBI's taxonomy places the organism in Eukaryota, Metazoa, Arthropoda, Insecta, Hymenoptera, Formicidae.
GAGAGAGAGAGAGAGAACGAAAGACAGAAGGGAAGAGAACGAGAGAGGGAGAGUGGACGAAUACAGUUUACGGUAACACAGAACUUCAUCGUGCUCACACGGCCGAGAGAACGUGGAAACCUCGGUUCCACGUACCGCCGUUGGUCGGUCUCGAUUAUCUUUCUCUCCGUACGCUUCUCGACGAAUCUUGGACGAGUCACGCGGAGAGCGAAGGAAAAAACGGACCGUCGCGGUAGCACCGUGCGCGGCAGUGCAGCAGCAGCGUACCAAGAUGCUGUCGUCAGUGUCAGCGAAAUAAUAAUGUGGUGCGACGUCAGUCAGCAUAAAACUAAUGAAAGGGAAGAUGUUUUGGGCCUAAAGAGUUGUGCAAUGAUGGGUCUGCAGGCGACGGCAGGAAAACGCAAAUUGGAGGGUGGUGUCGGCUGCAUGGAAUUCCACAUGGACUUAGGAGAGAGUCCGUCGAAGCUCGGACGCGUGGACGGUAGCUGGUGGGCAAUGGACGACGGUUAUGGGCCACCUCUGAAUCAGACAUCGACCUCAUAUUACGAGAUGGAGGUGAGCUCACCCUGUCUACAGACGACGAACCCGUGUCAGUCAACGACGACGAGUUCCCCGCAGUCGCAGCAGCAACAACAGCCGCAACAAUCCCAACAACAUCCAUCGCAGCAUCAUCCAUCUUCCCAGUCGCCGCAACAGGCGCAACAGCAGCAACAGCAGCAGCAACAACAGCAAUUGCAACAACAGCAGCAGCAGCAGCAGCAGCAGCAGCAACAAUCGUCGGCGUCACCAUCGACAUCGGCUUCGUCUACGGUGACGCAAUUGCAUCACCAUACGCAGCACUACUAUCAUCAUCAACGCGCCACCGUUAGUCCUAUCGGCAGCAACGGUUAUAGCCAGCUGUCGAGAUCUCAGCCGCAAUGGGGCGCUCUUCAUCAUUACGAGCCGCCGACGAUACGUCGCGAGGAGAACGGCAAGAGUUAUUUGGAGCUUGGUUCGAGUUACCGCGCGAACGAACGGUGUUGCGAAGGUUCCAAGUCGAGCUGGUGCCGGCGCGGCCGAGCCUGUUACAGGCAGCGGCGACUCGCCGUGCUCAAUAUCUCUAUGUGCAAACUCGCCAGGUACCGCCAGUUUCCAGAUCCGAGUCUUCACCGAUCGGUGCUGAUCUGCAAUACUCUGAGACACCUGGAACGUGAAAUGGAAAGGGACAAGAGUCCGCCGCCUAUGGAGCCGGUCGUCCCGGCGCCGAUCGCUCAACUGCAACCGCCCGAACAGGGCAGGUUAACGCCUUUCCCUGUGCCACCCACGUCGUCGAGCGAGACCGACGUCGACUCCGGCAUCGGCGACAGCGACGACAGCCGAUCGAUCAAUUGGGGCAGCGUGCUAUCCUUAUCGAGCCAGUCGCCGCUCGACCCGCUCAAUAACAACGAACUACUGGACGUGGACAUUGGACCCGAUCUCGACCUGGACUUUAUGCCCGGGUGGAAGCUGACGCCUCUUUCGACGGACGACAUCCUGAGAAGUACAACGACGACCCAGGAACAACAUCAUCAUCACCACCACCAUCAUUAUCACCAUCAUCACCAGCAUCAUCAUCAACACCAGCAACAACAGCAGCAGCAGCAGCAGCAGCAGCAGCAACAACAACAGCAACACUUGAUGUCAUCGGGGAGCAGUUGCGGCAGCAGCUGCGGCAAUAGCAACGUCGUCGGUAGCGCCGGCGUCAGCAACGUUGGUAGCAGCAGUAGUACGCACGAAUCGUUGAUGUGCGUGGGAUCAUAGCCCUCAACCUUGACGUCGUUGAGUCAUCUCAUCGAUUUCUAUCCGCUAACGCCGCAGGGCAAGUAAAAUCCGCGGCAAUGGACGUUUGUCAACGCAGCUCGCGCGAGUCACAUGCCGCGGGUUCUGGAAAGGCGCGCGGGCGAGAGGCAUGAUCGAAUACGGAAUCUCGUCCACCCUCUGGAGCGCUCGACGUCCGGCCGGCGACUCUCGAGGAGCCGCCAUCUUUUUUCUGUUUCGCAUUAAUUUAUUAUCGCGUCAAUUACACAUGUACACGCAAAUACAUACAUGCAAACGGUCACACUGACGGUGUACACUGAUACAAACCUUCUGUGACACUUUCGUUCUUCCUCCGCUCUUUUUACCACACUCCGCUAUUACUAUUACUACUACUAUUACUACUACUACUACUACUACUAUUACUACUAUUACUACCACUACCACUACCACUACUACUACCAUCACCACCAUUACAACUGAUCCUAUCGUUACCAUUACUUCUACUACUACUCCUCCCGCGACUAUUUAUCACUAUCGUUAUCGUUACUUCUACUACUAUCGCUACUAUCGUUAGUAAUACUAUAUUACUACUCUUACUAAUACUAUUACUACUACUAUUACUAUUAUUGCUAUCGCUAAUCGUGUCUCCCAACGUAUCUGCUCCCCGAGGGACGGACGCGUCAUGACACGCGGCAUCCGCAGGUGCAGACAAAAUAGAGCGCUCUGAGGGCUUAACGAAUGGGUUAAGAAUAGGAGGAGGAAAGGGAGCGAGAGGGAAGGGUUUUGAGACGAAGAGAAGAAAGCCUUUACUGUCCGCGUGCCGACAGGUGCUGUUACUCGCGAUGAUCUGGUGUCCCGACGAAAUAUUCGGACGGCGAAUUUAUCGUAUCGAGUUACCGCGUACGAGAUCACGCGUGUAUCAUCUCCUUCACAGUGGAAUUUCGAGACCAGGUGCAAGUGCAAUUUACACGUGCCUCGAGAGUUGAGAGAGGCACUGUGUCGAUAAUCAUCAACCCUUAAGCGCGUAAUAACGAUCCAAUACGUAGGAUUCUAUAGAAGGAUCGAGGUAGUAACGUUCCUCCAUUUGCAUCUGUACUCGAGAAUCCACGCGCGAGUCCUCAUCGGAAAGGUGAUUAAGAUGUACAACGGAAUGCGCACAGAGAGAGAGAGAGAGAGAGAGAGAGA